CCGAUAUCCAUGCUGAAAAUUCCAAACUUGAACCAAAAAUACAUUGUGGAAUCAAAAAUAAAAAAAUAUUAUGUGUACUGACUGUGCAUGUCUUGCUUUUUUCAAAACUCCAAAACACCAGCACUUUAAGAAAGUUGUAUUGUUUGGCAAUUAAAGUCUGGAUAAGUACAAUUCUCUAAACAAAUGUUUUAUACAAAAUAUAAUGUAUCUUUAUUCGUAUUCUUUUGUGUUGAUUGACAAUUUCUAUCUCUGGAUUGUUUAAAUACUUACUGUUGACUGUUGAUAUGUUUCUUAUAUGAAUUGCAGAAUAAUUCCGCUAAAUACAAAUUCCUGAAUUCCGCCCUCUCUGUGUUUUGUUUGGAUUCUUGUAAUUCGGUCAUCUUGAAAUACUAAUAUUACGAUUACAAUAAAUUACUACAAAUUGGCGUCGCGAUGGAACUAAAUAACCUGGGAAAAUUUCCUAUUAAUGGGUCUCCGCGGGAGAUUGCUGAUUAUUUGGAAUGCUUCGAUGCGUGGUGCAUUUCCAAGAAUGUUCGGGAUGACAAAAUACCAGCACAUUUCAUCACUACUAUUGGGCUAAAUGCGUAUAGCCUAGUGAAGACUCUGUCGUUUCCAGAUAAGCCCAUUUCUCUGUCAUAUGACAAGAUCCGUGAACUUCUGAUACAUCACUUUCAUGUAACUACAUUUGAGACCAGAGAGAGGGCUCAGUUCAACAAACUGGUACGUUCUCCCAACCAGAAGAUUCGAGAGUUCAUUCUUCAACUUCAAAUUCAAGCUUCAAAGUGUAACUUUGGAGAUCAGUUGCGUUCACAACUACGUGAUCGUCUAAUUGCUGGAAUCAAUAUUCCGAAGUUAGAGAAAGAGUUAAUUCAGAUUCCUUCUUGUACCUUUCAAACUGCUAAAGAUUUAUGUAUUAUAUAUGAAGAUGUCAAUAGUGAAUACUCUGCUCCCACUACGUCAGUAUCUGAUGUCAUGCUUUCUAAAGUCGAAAAUACAAGUGGUAAUGGAAAGCAAUCCAAAUUGUCGUCCACAGGUAAUAGAAUGCAGCCAGAGAUCAAAAACAUUAAACCGUGUUUAUCCUGUGGAAAGUUACAUCUACGAAGCACUUGCCGUUUUCGGGGUGCUAAGUGCCAUAAAUGUGGUGAAGUUGGACACAUCAAGACUGUUUGCAGAAGUUCGAAUACUUAUGUUGCUCAACAUUCUUAUAAUUCUCCCAAGCUGUCUAGUAAAAUGGAGUCAAUGUGUCUUUCAACCUUUCAAAAUACACAAGCUAAUCCAAUGAAAACCUCCACUACAAGUUCAGCAACUCAAGCAUCAACUGUUUUCAAAAAUGAGGUAGCCGAGUUGCAAUGCGAACUGUCGAAAACACGAAAAAAACUGAAUGAGAUGAGAGAGCAACUGAUUAAAAUGGAGGAAUUGGUGCAUAUGCAUAGACUACGUCUGUUGAAUGCAGAGCAUACAAGUACCCGUGAAAGUCCUGCAAAACUUUUCAAAUCUCGAAUUCUCAAAAAGCAUCUGAUGUCCACGACUUCUAAUGUACAUUAUUACAAAGGGAAUGACUAUAGACCUUCUGUUGGAAUUAUACUACAAAAAAUGGGAAAUCGAGUGGUGAAGAUAUUAGACAUCAAAGAUCACUCAGUUCAUAACAGACACCUGGACAAAGUGACAAUAAAUGAAGUAGGUCGUUCCAAUUAUAAUAUUAAUGAUUCCGCUAAUAAUCCUGAUUUUGUAGAUAAUUCAGAAAUAGGUCCAGAUAUUACUGAUGAAAAUAAUAUCACAGAAUCAGUUAGGUCGCAGCUACUUUCAAGCAAACCGAGACAUCGUUAUAAGUACGCAAGGAGACAUUCGACGUGUGGUGAUUGACAAUUUCUAUCUCUGUAUUGUUUAAAUACUUACUGUUGACUGUUGAUAUGUUUCUUAUAGGAAUUGCAUAAUAAUUCCGCUAAAUACAAAUUCCUGAUUUCUGCCCUCUCUGUGUUUUGUUUGGAUUCUUGUAAUUCGGUCAUCUUGAAAUACUAAUAUUACGAUUACAAUAAAUUACUAUAUCCUUCGUCUUCUUACAACUUGUACACGUCUCAACCAUUCGCGCCUUCGAGUUGCCCGCCAAUGGCUAACAAGGUCAAUGAACCAACAUUCAAUGUUCAUAUUCCUUGACAGAGGGGUGAAACGUAAUUACAGAAUUCAAGAUAAGUCAAUUCUCAGGCGUUAGCGACAAAUUAUUACUUCGAUACAUUUGUAAAAGAGCAAUGAUCACUAAGAAGAAUAGGAUGAUUCAGAAGAAUUACGUAAAAUACAAACAAGUUAAUAGAAUUAGCCAGAAUUGUAAACAUUGAAAAAGAUAGUUACAAGGCUAGAGGA
Messenger RNA from Trichobilharzia regenti, 2358 nucleotides. The record is from the annotation of a GenBank genome assembly. NCBI's taxonomy places the organism in Eukaryota, Metazoa, Platyhelminthes, Trematoda, Strigeidida, Schistosomatidae.